GCUAGAUUUUAUAAAACUUUGGAUCCCGUAACCCAGGAGAGAGGAGAGGAGGGGAUUUUACGCAGAGCAGCGAGUCUUGGGAUCCCGCCCAUGGGCUCCUUCUUCAAGCCAUGGGCUUUUACGAAAGGCAAAGCCUCCGAAGGAGCAGCAAGCGAGAAUCAAAAAGCAAAGAGAGAGGAGGGUGAUGAAGCGUAUCUUGAAGAAUUUGGGGUGACCGAGCAGCUGCUUGAUUAUGUCAAGGGGUUCACUAUCAACGCCUUUAAAGAUUACCCACUUCAAGAUGACGAGAAGGGGCAACAGAUUGAUGGGUGUGCUUCGAAUGUCAGCAAAGAUCUCACUGAGUGGCAGGAGCGACAUGCUACGCUUGUUCUCUCUAAAGCCAAGGAAAUUGCGCAACUUAGAUAUGUUCUUUGCCCACGUCAUCUAAAGGAGAGGCAGUUCUGGAGAAUAUACUUCCUACUUGUUAAGACUUACACAUCUCCAUAUGAAAUACGUGCCUUGACAAAAGCCAAGCUUAGAAUGUUGGAGAUACAGAACGAAAAAUCAAUAGAUAAGGCUGCCAUUGAAGUGGAGAUGACUGACACUAAGCUGGGCAGUGAUUCAUCUAUUACUUUGCAAUGCAACUCGGAACAACUUGCAGAUGAAUUAUAAGAGUAGAUGAAGGGAUAGACUGAGCAGGAGGAGCGAGUUGAUUUGGUUUGCCGAGUGACUGAUCUUGAUCCUACAUCAAUUCUUUAAUUUUUGAAGGCUUGUCUUGGUUGCAUCGUCUUAUGAGAAAUGGUUGUAACAUUUAAUAACCAUCUGCUUUCAGUGAUUUGCGCUUUGUUGGCACCAUCAUCUGUUUAUCACUGAUCUUAGUUCCUGUUUCAAUCAGUCAACAAUGCAGUUAGGAGAAUUAAGAAGUACGAAGAGAUUUGGGAGUUGGUUUCUGGUUCUUUGAUUGACUGGAGCGUUUACUUUUCAUACGUAAAUAGUUUGACUUUUAUGUAAAUCAGUUACUAUUUCUCUUUAUUUAAUCAUGUGAUUGAACAUGUGUGGAAGAAUUACCAAUUUUAACCAUUAAUCCCUUAAAGGAAUAGAAGAGCAUUAUUUGUUGAAGUGUUGAACGAGUGAUUUGUUUAUAAGAGCGUGACAUUUUGCAUUCUUGAAAACACAGAUGAAAUGGGGUUUCCUUCUAAAAGAUGUUAUCACCUUCUAUGAGAGCAGUUUCUAUGUUUCAGUUUAAAUAUGAACAUAUAACUAAUGCAUGGUUUAGCAAGCUUGUUGGCUUAAUAGAUAAUGAGACUUUAAUCUCAUUUUAUCUUUUGUUAUUUUCUUCACGUCAGGCCAUCCAGACGAAAGGAGCUGGUUGAUGUUCGAAUUCUGUGUAGAAAGUCACAACUGCUUCAUGUAGUUCAAUUACAAUGUCAUUUUUCCCAUUUGUGUAUUUUAGCAACUUUUUUUUCCGGCAAAAUUUCAGGGUGAAUAGCAAAUUAGUAUGAACUACAAACUGUAGAUAAAAUUACAGUAAACACUAACAUGACAAAGUUUAAAGUAAUUUAAUUUGGGCAUCAUGUCAAUUUCUCCUCUCGUGCAUGCUGAUGUCAUUCUUAUCUUUUCUAUUUGAAGUCUCUGAAUUCUGAAAACAU
Messenger RNA from Asparagus officinalis (garden asparagus), 1628 nucleotides. RefSeq lists its product as uncharacterized. The record is from RefSeq and is a predicted model, not a curated record. The transcript has 5 exons. Bases 91 to 651 code for a protein of 186 amino acids. Lineage: Eukaryota; Viridiplantae; Streptophyta; Magnoliopsida; Asparagales; Asparagaceae.